AUGAGGAAGAAGGGGGAGCGCGCGGCCAAGGAGAAGGCGGCCGCGGGGGCCCUCGAGGAGGAGGCGAAGAGCGCGGCGAGGAAGGCCGAGCAGGGCGGAGGUGAUGCCCCCUCGGCCCUGGCGGGGGGUGGGGGGGCGGCGGGGGGCCGGGCCGGGGAAGGGGAGGCCGCCGGGGAGGGGGUCCCGGGGCGGACCCCCCCCUUGGCAUCCCGACGCCCUGGCUGCGGCGGGGGCCGGAGCCCCGGGCUGGCGGCGGGCGCUGCCCUGCCCCGCGCUGCCCUGCCCCGCGCCGCCCUGCCCGCAGAGGAGCACCAGUGCAGCGGCCUCCUGGAGCAGGACUUCCACGAGCUCUGCGCCCGCGCCGGCCUCUCCCGCAUCCCCAAAGUCACCCUGCGGCCGGCCCCGGCCGCCCCCGGAGCCGAGGAGAGCGAAGCGCCGGCCGAGAAGGACAUCCACGCCCGCCUCGCCCGCAUCCAGAACAAGUACAGCUACUUCCAGCCCUGCAUCCAGGUGGAGACUGAGCACGACGACCCCAAGAACGUCCGCGCGAUCUUCCUGCGAGGCUGGAAAAUCGAAGAGAAAAUGCUGGGCAUCUUGAGCAAGUGCCUGCCCCCCCUCGCCAACCUGCAGGCUGUGCACCUCUGGAAAGUCGGCCUGACGGACCUGCUGCUCCCGCCGCUGAUCGCUCUCCUGACGAGCUGCACCAGCCUUCGGACGCUCAGCCUGGAGGGGAACCCCUUGCCCGAGCACUCCUUCUACAAGCUGAUGGGGAGCGAGAGCACGCUGGCCCACCUCUCGCUGCGCAACAACGACAUUGGCGACGCGGCCGCCAAGCUCAUCGGGCAGAGCCUUUCCACGCUCGGGUCCUCCAACCGGAGCCUGGUCUCCCUCGUCCUCAGCUUCAACCGCAUCUCGGAUGUGGGAGCCGGCUACAUCGCGGAGGGCUUGCGCUUGAACCGCUCCCUGCUGUCCCUGUCCCUGGCGCACAAUGACAUCGGUGACACCGGGGCCUUCAGACUCGCGGAGGUCCUGGCCCCCUUCGCGCUGACGCACGCCGAAGUGGUGGAGAGGAGGCGGCUGCUGCUGAAGGAGCCGCUGGGACAGUCCUGCACGAAACACAGUGAGAUCAAGAGCGACCAUCCCUUGAGCCUGUCCAGCAACAUGGCCCUGGACAAGCUGCUCUCAGCCAAGCAGAACAAAACUGCGGCCAAGAAGAAGGAGCUGCUGCGGAAGGAGGAGAAAGGGCAGCUGGGGCCAAGCAGCAUCAGCGGGACGAGCAACCUGGCUGCCCUGCCCGGGCGGAAGGAGGACGUCAAACAAACCAAGAAGCCGCCCGCCCCGCCGGACCCGAAAGCCGCGCGCGCCAAGGGCGUGAAACCGAGCAGCAAGGAGAAGCGGAGCCCGACAAUGGAGACGGAGGCGCUGGCACCGGCCGGGACGGUGAACCCGCUGCUGGAGCAGGCCGAGCACCGCGAUGGGAAGGUCUUCCUGCCCGGCAACCGGGAGCUCAUCAACCUCAACCUUGCCUGUGAGCGAGGGGUGGGGGGAGCCUGUGGGGCUGGCGGAGCAGCACUGGGCUCAGCCCCACGCGUGUGGGGCUCGGCUUGGCCGCCCCCUUCGCCUGCUGUGGGCACCUGGGCGGUGAUGCCCAGCACGAAUCGUGGCAGAGCAAAAAUUGCCCGGACAUCGCCUGUCCCCAACCGGUGUGCUCCUUGCCCAGACAACCACAUCACGGAGCGAGGCCUCCGGGCCUUCCUGGCCGUCGUGGAGGGGCAGCAGCAGCAGCGAAAGGUGCCGGCAGGGGCCAAGGGGAAGCUGGGGCUGCUGCGCCUGUCGCUGCAGAAGAACUGCUUCCCUCCUGCCUGCGCGGCCUUCGUGCAGCUCCAGGAGCUGCUGCGGCUGCGGGACCCUGUCCCCAAACGCAGGGGCAAGGAGGAGGAGCAGGGCGGGGGUGCUUAGCGCGGCAGCCG
Molecule: messenger RNA, 1970 nt
Organism: Dromaius novaehollandiae (emu)
Lineage: Eukaryota; Metazoa; Chordata; Aves; Casuariiformes; Dromaiidae
Gene: LRRC71
Product: leucine rich repeat containing 71
Exons: 13
Coding region: 1-1959 (652 amino acids)
Molecular function (GO): protein binding
Source: RefSeq, a predicted model, not a curated record